Messenger RNA from Gongylonema pulchrum, 231 nucleotides. Lineage: Eukaryota; Metazoa; Nematoda; Chromadorea; Rhabditida; Gongylonematidae. The record is from the annotation of a GenBank genome assembly.
UGUCCGAAUCAUCCAGAGCGUUUGGAGAAAAUUAACAACUUGCGCUUGUUGUUCAUCAAUAUGCAUCAUCUGAUCAAUGAAUACCGUCCUUUGCAAGCACGCGAUACACUGCAGGUGAUGAUGAAGGCGCAGAUCAAAUCUAUUGAGGUACGCUUCUUUCUUCUUCCUUUAUCUUCAGAACAAGUACUUGUAAAGCGGAUGUCGUAUUCAUGUAAUUUUCUGGCAGAAUAG